AUGAGGAAGGAGUUCUGGUACAUGGUGGUAUGCAACGCCGCUGUCCUCCUCUUGCUUCUAUAUGUGUGCUUCGACCUACUAACGCUUGCUGCUGAUGAUGCUACUGGCGAAGCGUUACUAAAGGCCGAUUUGAACCCCCCAAGUGGCAGUAACCGUCCCAUGUUGAUUCCAAAAAUCAUCCAUCAGACGUACAAGACUGCAGACGUCCCUGAAGAGUGGAGGGAGGGUCAGCAGCGGUGCAAGGACUUGCAUCCGGACUACGAGUACAAGUUUUGGACCGACGAACAGGGACGAGAGUUUAUUAAAGAGCAGUUUCCGUGGUUUUUGAAGACAUUUGAUUCAUACCGUUAUCCCAUCCAGAGAGCAGAUGCUAUACGCUACUUCUUACUCUUACACUUUGGAGGUGUUUACAUCGACUUGGAUGACGGAUGCAAGAGGAAGUUGGAUCCCUUGCUAACUGUCCCCGCGUUCCUUCGGAAAACCUCUCCAACUGGAGUUUCUAAUGACGUUAUGGGCUCUGUACCGGGGCAUGCUUUCUUCAACAAAACUGUACACUCUCUAUCACACUAUGAUAGAAACUGGUUUAUUCCCUAUCUCACUAUCAUGUUUUCAACAGGUCCGCUCUUUGUGUCGGUGGUGUGGAAGCAAUACAAGCGGUGGGGGGUCCCAGCCGACCAACAGGUACGGAUUAUCCAGCCGCAGGAUUAUAAAAUGCACGACGACUCGUUUUUUUCCAUAGCGCCUGGCUCAUCCUGGCAUCUCAAUGAUGCCAACUUUAUCAAGGACUUGUCAAACCAUAUUUUAGCGUGUGUUGUCCUUGGUUUUGUUAUUGGGUUCGUUCUUCUGUACUGCGAGUACUGCUUCUACUACUGGUUGAAGCAAGGUGGGCUUUCUAACCUCUAUAACGCCGUGUGCAAACUGCUACGCUUCAAGCGCGAACAAUACAGACCAGUAGCGACUUCCGUACCAGACUACGUCCGGCAACACAACUUUUUGCAUUCAAAUAGACCAAGGAAGGAUUCAAAUAUAUACCAAAUUGAGGUGUAA
Eremothecium sinecaudum is the source of this 1047-nucleotide messenger RNA. RefSeq names its product glycosyltransferase family 32 protein. The record is from RefSeq and is a predicted model, not a curated record. Gene Ontology annotation, biological process: mannosyl-inositol phosphorylceramide biosynthetic process. The coding region runs from base 1 to 1047 and encodes 348 amino acids. The transcript has a single exon. NCBI's taxonomy places the organism in Eukaryota, Fungi, Ascomycota, Saccharomycetes, Saccharomycetales, Saccharomycetaceae. Gene Ontology annotation, molecular function: mannosyltransferase activity.